This is a messenger RNA of Temnothorax curvispinosus, 3693 nucleotides long. RefSeq lists its product as uncharacterized. Gene Ontology annotation, cellular component: nucleus. The record is from RefSeq and is a predicted model, not a curated record. The coding region runs from base 86 to 2833 and encodes 915 amino acids. Gene Ontology annotation, molecular function: RNA polymerase II cis-regulatory region sequence-specific DNA binding; DNA-binding transcription factor activity, RNA polymerase II-specific. NCBI's taxonomy places the organism in Eukaryota, Metazoa, Arthropoda, Insecta, Hymenoptera, Formicidae. Gene Ontology annotation, biological process: regulation of transcription by RNA polymerase II. The transcript is spliced from 6 exons.
GAAUUUGGCCAACAAACGGAGAACCUGUUGUUCGCGAACGAGUGUGGUCAGGGAAUGUAGGCACGCCGUGAACGUGAAUGCCAUCAUGAACGCCAAAAGAAAUCCGCAGCAUGUGUCAGAUUCGUACAACGGAGAUACUAUAGGAAGAGACAGUCCGUCAGCAUUGUUGGAGGUACUCGCAGAGGUUGCUUCGCAAACAUUGCACUCCGAGAAGAAACAUAUUAACUCAAUGCUGACGCUGCAAUACAAGCCGAAAACAGCGAGUGUGAAACGGAAAGAGUCAUGCUUUACUGUACCUCAGCUCGCGUCCAUGUCGGUUUCACAUCUCGUUAAGCAAUUUGCCGUUUUUACAAGCGACGAGCUCAAAAGACAAUAUUCCUACACCUGCGCGUUAGUGCCUGGUUGCCAUCAGACGUAUACCAGUUUUGCUAGCGAGGAAAAGGCUAGGGUGUGCAUUAAAAAUCACCUGGAGGAGCAUUUAGAACACCUGAAAGCAGAUAAAGAGACUUAUGAUACAUUUACAGCGAAAAGUAUAAACCAUAAGAAUUUGAGGACUAAUCUGCAAAGUAAGAAAAGUCGGAUACAACAGAUAAAGAAACCUCAAGAAACGUUAAAUAAGGAGAACAAAGAUGUGAUAUUGGAAAAACCCAAUUAUUUACGUAAAAUACACUUGAACGAUAUUAACAUUAAAGAGAACGAGAAGCAGAAAUGUUUUCAGAGAUCGGAAAAGGAGGGAGCGCACGAUACUGAAUUAAAGAAUUCUGAGCAAAUAGAUAUUAAGGUUCUCGGCGAUCAUAGUUAUUCUGAACGAUUGGAUGACGAGUUGCCUAAUAGGAGAGAAACGUCUCAUGAUGUCCCUGAUAAUACAACGGGAGAAGAAAAUAUUGUGUUUAUGGUCGUUGGUACCGAUAGUGUACACAUGAAAGAGUACUCUCACGUUCAUCAGAAAUUAGCUGAAAGUUCUCAAGAUUCUAAUAUUGUUUAUUCACCAGAUAAAACUGAAGUCAGCACGGAAUCAAAUGUAGAGGUAUCUACGACUACCAAGCCUAAAGGAAAAGCAAAGUUUAUUGGCACGAGCAAGGAAGAGAGGGAAAUGGCACUAGCAUAUAUAGAACGUAUUAAAAAGAAGGGUAAUCCUACAGGAAACAAUCUUCAAUGUCGCAUCUGCGACCCACCUCGUAGUUUCACAGCGCCUACAACUUUAGUCUCCCAUUAUCGGAGUCACGCUGGAAUAAAGCCGUAUGAGUGUUUGAUGUGCAAAGCAGUUUUUACAAGAAGGCACAGCUUGAAGUACCAUAUGUUGAUUCAUGAAAAUCAAACGCGCUUUACGUGCAAAGAUUGUGGAAAGAAGUUCAGGCAUCCGUCUCACUUUAGAGAGCAUCAACGUAGGCACACUGGAGAAGCGCCGUUCGGAUGUGAUGACUGUGGGCAACGGUUCAAAACCAGGAACACUUACAAACGUCAUUUAAAAACACGACACAAUAAAAUUCUCACCACACUUGGUGAAGUCUUGCAUCCACCGGAAGAAGACGUUAAAAAAGUUCGGACUAAUCGAAAAAGAAAGGAUUGCACCGUAGAAGUUGCGAUGAGUGUCGAUGACAUCACGUCCGAUGCAAUUGUAAAGUUUACAAACCAUGACGAAACUCAAGUUAUUACAAAUACAGUAAAGGAGUAUGUUCUGAAAGAGGAUAUCGAUAGUAACAGAAAUUGGGAGACGAACAAUAUAAUACAGAUUGAUAAAUUUGGGAGUUUUGAGAUUUGUUCGGAAUCUCAAUUGAAUAAGACUGAUGGUAUAGAGACUGAAAUAGCUGUAGAUUGUAAAUAUCCCGAUAGGGAGAACAGUAAUGUCAAUGUCGAAUGUAUUAACGGUAUAGGAGAUGGCCUGCUGCAAUUAAAAGAUCCUUUUUACGAUAACUUAAGAGUAACUAAUAAUGAGGAAAAUCAUGUUGUCUAUCAGCAUAAUAUCGAAGAUCAGGAUAAGAUUUACGAGUGUAGUAAUGAAACGAGAAAUGAAUGCGAAGUGAAUGGUAGAAACGAGACACAGAAUGAAGAAAAAGAAGAUGUAAUGGAGAUAAACGCAGAUUUUCCAGAAGAACAAGACGAAAGCAAUUUACAAGUGUGGGAUAAAUCUACGCAUGAUUAUCAGAAGGAAAUAUGCAACAAUAAUACACAAGAAAGAAACACAACAUGCAAACAUUUAAGAACAGAGCAAACAGAAGCUGCAAGUUCCAAUAAAAAUGAUCAAAAAUAUGAUGUACACGUCAUUACGCAGAACGAUGUCACGAGUGAAAAAUCUACAAAAUCUGAUAAUUUCGAUAUUGAAAAUAAAGAGUAUCCAGGAAAUAACAUCUGUGCGCAGAUUAUAUACGCAAAUAUUAAUAUCUCGCAGUCAUUGAAUGAAGAUAGCGAAGAGAGUAUUCCAGAAAAUCAAAAUAUAUUGCAAGAAAAUGAAUGUAUAACUCAGUCUGUUGCGACAGAUGUGGUAGAAAUAUUAAAUGUUUCUCCGAAAGAUUCUGUCGAGGCGAAUCAGGAAACCGAUCAACAACAAAAUAAUCAGUAUUUAUACGUCCGUUCCGAAGAGUUAAGUAAAUUAAUCGCUCAGAAUAAAUACGUAACCAUACCGCUACAUCAGAUCAAGUUGUGUCGCGAACAUGGAUUGCAAGCGAAGGUGGACAACCAGAAAUCGAUAUAUAUCAUAAAUGAGGAUAUACGAACAAUUAUAAAGCAAUCUGACAAACAAAAUACGAUUUUAGUUUUAUCUAGCGAUAGUUUCAAGAGUAGCAUUUUUCAAAUUGACAAGAAUAGUAUUAUUGUCAAAGCUCUGAAGAGAUAGAUCGAUGCAAAGUAAUAAUAUUUGUAUAAUAAGAUAUGUAAAGUUUAACGUUGAUUACAUUCAAAAUAUAUUUUGUAACAUAGCAAUGCGCUCUAAUAGACACAAUCGAUUGAUUGAAGUACAUAUGCAAUAAUCGUUGUAACACAUAUAAUAAUCUUAAAAGGAAAGAAAUAACACAGCAUAAUGCUACACGUUUUUUGCUUGUAUAAAUAUUUAGAAAGCAAAACCAAAUAGAUGUAAUCGUGUUUCUCAUUUUUAUUACGAGAUAUAAUUAACUACGAUAUAAUUAACUUAAGAAAAAGAAGUGACGGACUAAUGAAAAUAUCCUUGUCGAUUUGACGUUACAGUUUAAGAGAUUAUUUUUAUAUCUAAGUUUUUAAAAUAUUAUUAUAAUAUUAGAAUAAUCUUAUAAUAAUGUUAUUAUGAAAUGUGUGAACAAUCAUAAUAAUGUUAUUAUGAACUGUGGUUAUGAGCUUGUAUUGCUUGCAAUAAUUACCUGCAUUUAUUAAAUUUCCAAGUUUAAUAAUCAAAUUGAUAUUCAAAAUUAAAUUUUACAAUCUUCAAUUUCGUUCUUGACAUGUACGGAAAAUAAAUUUAUGCAGUUUAUUUGUAGUUUCACAUCUAUUACUUUUAUUAGAUGUGGUCCUACUAACUUAUAUUUAUUUAGCAAUCAUAAAAAAAUAUGAAAAUAUGGUAAAGUGCCAAAUGUAAGAAAGUAUGUUUCAGCUAUAUAAUCUUGAUUUAGUUUCAUAUAAAAUUUUCCACUUUUUUAAGAUUGUGGAGGGUCGUAAAUGUACUGCUAUAUAAUUUAUUUUUAUAACAAUUUUAUUGAAGCUUUUUAUCUCUGCUGUCUUUAAAAU